AUGGUAGUGAAUAGUGCCUUGGAAAAUAGCGGAGCAAAUCAAGAGACCAUUCAAAUCGAAAACUUAACAAACAAUAAUAUUGGACGAAAAGACGAUGAACAACUUUGUUCCACCGAAUUAGAUUUCGAACCAGUAGCAAAUCCAGAGACCAUUCAAGUCAAAAAAUUAACAACAGAUGACAAUAUUGGACAAAAACACGAUGAACAAUUUUAUUCCACUGAAUUAGACUCCGAAUUAAGAGCAAAUCAAGAGAUUAUUCGAUCCACUGAAUUAGAUUCCGAACCAAGAGCAAAUCAAGAGACCAUUCAAGUCGAAAAGUUAACAACAUAUAACAAUAUUGGACAAAAACACGAUGAACAACUUUGUUCCACUGAAAUAGAUUCCGAACCAAGAGCAAAUCCAGAGACCAUUCAAAUCGAAAACUUAACAGAUAAUAAUAUUGGACGAAAAGACGAUGAACAACUUUGUUCCACUGAAAUAGAUUCCGAACCAAGAGCAAAUCAAGAGACCAUUCAAGUCGAAAAGUUAACAACAGAUAACAAUAUUGGACAAAAACACGAUGAACAACUUUGUUCCACUGAAAUAGAUUCCGAACCAAGAGCAAAUCAAGAGACCAUUCAAGUCGAAAAGUUAACAACAGAUAACAAUGUUGGACAAAAACACGAUGAAUUAGAUUCCGAACCAAGAGCAAAUCCAGAGACCAUUCAAAUCGAAAACUUAACAGAUACUAAUAUUGGACGAAAAGACGAUGAACAACUUUGUUCCACCGAAUUAGAUUCCAAACCAAGAGCAAAUCAAGAGAACAUUCAAAACGAAAAGUUAACAACAGAUAACAAUAUUAGACAAAAACACGAUAAACAACUUUGUUCCACUGAAAUAGAUUCCGAACCAAGAGCAAAUCAAGAGACCAUCAUUCAAGUCGAACAAUUAACAACAGUUAACACUAUUGGACAAAAACAUGAACAACCUUGUUCCACUAAAUUAGAUUCCAAACCAAGAGCAACUAAAGAGCAAAAUAAAGAAAAUCUGCCCCCAUUGAUCACAUCGCCUUAG
This is a messenger RNA of Psylliodes chrysocephalus, 1053 nucleotides long. Lineage: Eukaryota; Metazoa; Arthropoda; Insecta; Coleoptera; Chrysomelidae. The record is from the annotation of a GenBank genome assembly.